CUGUGUCAGCAGUGAUCCUCUGUGUGAUCCUCAGUGUUCCCACCACGGAUCCAAAACAAUCCUUGUGAUCAUCGCAUUGCUGAUUUUGACGUCCUCUCGGUAAAAGCUGCUCCUCUCCGGCAGGUAAUUCAUCAAUGACAUGAACUGUACAUGGUGCCCCAUUCAUUCGCUCUAUUACGACCGAGCACCACGCUGAGGAUCUGAAACUUUUUCGCUGUAAUUGGCGCUAUUCUUAGCUGGUCGCCUCUAAACGCUUAAUUGGAUUAGCCUCGCGGUUUGACAGCGACAGGUCAGAACCACCAAUAGCGGGUUUGCGUGAGAUCAGCAACACCGAUUUAACUAAUCCGUCUGACGCCCAAAGGUGCGGUGGAUCCCCGGUGGUGGUGGUGGUAGGUGCGCUACACAGAAGCCUGGGAAGGACGAACGACCUCGGCCAGAGGAGUGGAUUGUAGCCUGCUGCUGCUGCUGCUGUCGGGCUGCUCCCUCACGAUGAUCAUAACACUGCGGGCUCUCUUCGAACAAGGGAGGACAUUUUUGGAUGCACAGAGAGCAGUAUUUGAAGAUUUAACCAUGAACAAAAACAAAAGGGAAAGAGAGUUCUACAGCCUGGAUGUUGGGGACUCGACGUUCACAGUCCUAAAGCGAUACCAGAAUCUAAGACCCAUCGGCUCCGGAGCGCAGGGCAUCGUCUGCUCUGCCUACGACCAAAUCCUUGAACGAAAUGUUGCCAUCAAGAAGCUGAGCCGGCCGUUCCAAAAUCAAACCCACGCCAAGAGGGCGUUCAGAGAGCUAGUCCUAAUGAAAUGUGUAAACCACAAAAAUAUUAUCGGCCUAUUAAAUGUGUUCACACCACAGAAAUCAUUAGAAGAUUUCCAAGAUGUAUACUUGGUGAUGGAGCUGAUGGAUGCCAACCUGUGCCAGGUCAUUCAGAUGGAGUUGGACCACGAGAGGCUGUCCUAUCUGCUCUAUCAGAUGCUGUGUGGUAUCAAACACCUCCACGCAGCCGGCAUCAUUCACAGGGACCUCAAGCCCAGUAACAUUGUCGUCAAGUCAGACUGCACUCUGAAGAUUUUGGACUUCGGCUUGGCUCGGACGGCUGCCACAGGCCUCCUCAUGACACCGUAUGUGGUUACACGCUACUACAGGGCGCCAGAGGUGAUCCUGGGCAUGGGCUACCAAGCCAAUGUGGAUGUAUGGUCAGUGGGCUGCAUUGUGGCCGAGAUGAUCAGGGGAAGUGUUUUGUUCCCCGGCACUGAUCACAUCGACCAGUGGAACAAGGUAAUUGAGCAGCUAGGCACUCCAUCUCAGGAAUUUCUAAUGAAGCUGAACCAGUCAGUAAGAACGUAUGUAGAAAACAGGCCACGCUAUGCCGGAUACACCUUUGAGAAACUCUUCCCAGAUGUGCUCUUUCCUGCAGACUCUGAUCACAACAAACUGAAAGCGAGCCAAGCUAGAGAUCUCUUAUCAAAGAUGUUGGUGAUUGAUGCCUCCAAGCGCAUCUCCGUGGACGAGGCCCUGCAGCACCCCUACAUUAACGUUUGGUACGACCCAGCCGAAGUAGAAGCGCCUCCUCCGAAGGUUCUCGACAAACAGCUGGAAGAGAGGGAUCAUACCGUGGACGAGUGGAAAGAUCUUAUUUAUAAAGAAGUGAGUGAAUGGGAGGAAUGGAAAAGAAACGGAGUGAUAAGAGGACAGCCGCCCCCUUUAGGUGCAGCAGUGAUCGACAGCCCCCCGCAGCCCACGUCCUCCUCCUCGUCUUCAGCCAACGAUGUCUCGUCCAUGUCCACAGAGCCCACUGACCCGAGCAGUGACCCCACCCUGGCAUCUGAAACAGACAGCAGCCUGGACAGCCACACCUCUCUGGGUGCACUGGCCUGCUGCAGAUAACGCACACAUACAACACACACACACACACACACACACACACUUAACACACACA
Molecule: messenger RNA, 1939 nt
Organism: Labrus bergylta (ballan wrasse)
Lineage: Eukaryota; Metazoa; Chordata; Actinopteri; Labriformes; Labridae
Gene: mapk8a
Product: mitogen-activated protein kinase 8a
Biological process (GO): JNK cascade; protein phosphorylation
Cellular component (GO): nucleus; cytoplasm
Molecular function (GO): ATP binding; JUN kinase activity
Source: RefSeq, a predicted model, not a curated record